UGCGUUCUGCGCAUGGCAUGUGUGAGUCAAGCGGAAUCGCUCACAAGCUAGUUCACACACUUCACAGCCCAGCGGCAAAUACAAUUUAUCCAAAGAUGUUGAUGUUAUUGUCUGCGACAAUUGUAUUCCACUCGAUCUUCAAGUAAAAUGCCAACAGAGAUGAACCAUUCAUCCAGAACGGCACGUGAUCACGAGCAAGGUAUAGAGCUCCAGCUGUCUUAAGAAGAUGUUAGCAGCUAAGAGGACCGGAGCAGGAUCCCAGCCUCGUGAAACCCAGCUUGUGACGCCUGUCUGAGACAGACAUCCUCUACGCUCCCGAGUGUGGACAAUAUGCUAUCACUCGAUUGUCAUAUGUAUCCGGCUAAAAACGGAGCCCACUGUUGAUACAACCAGUGUUUCCCCUACUGGCAACAACACAGUCACAACCAGGCUCGAAAACAAUAACCUCAAAACAUAGAUCCCCAUCACUGACACACAGUUUAAUCCUAAAUCGGACACAGACACUAUGGCUGUUCCAGGUUCAGAUAUGAUAGUUACCAAAGAGGCUGAUCCCAAUGCAGUCAAGAGACAGCGGACCAGACAGGAGGAUGAGGAGUCGUGCCAGCCUUCUGGUAUGCCGCUGGGCUGGGUGAGAGUGGUGAGGCAGAGGAAAAGUGGGAAGACUGCAGGCAAACUGGACAUCUAUAUAACGAGUCCCCAGGGACAGAGGUUCCGGUCCAGGGCCUCUCUUCAAGCCUUCCUUCUCAACGAUGCAGGAGGGGAUCUACAGAUAGAUGAUUUUGACUUCCCCAAAGCCAAGAGUGGCAGUGUAGCUGUGACUCCGCUGCCAAGCCAGGAGAGACAGAGGAAAGUUCAUCAGGAACACACACGUCAUACCUCAGAGGCCAAUAUCAAAGAAGACAGGCAGAACACAGAGGAGAACAUGGAAGAGGGCAGAAUAUUAAGCCGGCCUCCGAAUAACACAAAAAUAGCCUCUUCCGCAAAAUCCUGCAAGCAGAGGACCAGACCCAGAGACAAGAGAACGAUAUCAACUCAUCAGAGGCCUGCCAUGCCUCCCUUGGCAAGGGGGAACCACAGACGGGCAGCUGGGAGAGGCACAGAAACGGGCCACCCAUCAGACACAAAUGAAGACAUCAAAGAGACAAACAUACAAGCCUCUGUGAGAAGGGGUGAGGAUGAUGAGACUGAGAGGCGUCCGAAGGUUGUGGCGGUAGUUGACGAUGUCAUACCGGAGAAGAGCCCCCAGAGGAGGCCGGGGCUGCUGAGAGAAAAGCUGCUCAGGCUGGUCCCGCCCACUGAUCUACAAGAUGCUCUCAUUGGUCGAGAAGAACAGCUUCCUGUGCCACUGUUACUCGUCCCAGUCCUUAGGGUGCAGUCUGCUUCUGAGAGCGAGGGGGAGGCUGAGUCUGAGGGUGUGGGAGUGGGGGAGACUGAGGGAGUGGAGGAUAUAGAGGCAGAGGUGCAUGACGAAGAGCUGCCAUCUCCCCAGACCACUGGAGGGCGCUGUACACCACUGAAAGAUUCCCAGAGCAAACUGUUAGGAGAGAAACGGAAGACCAGUCCUUAUUUCAGCCGGAAGUCAAUGAGAGAUGGUCUGAGCCCCCCCAGGAGGAAAGCCUUAAGGAAGUGGACCCCUCCUCGCUCCCCCUUCCACCUGGUGCAGGAGACCCUUUUCCACGACCCCUGGAAACUCCUGGUAGCCACCGUGUUCCUCAACAAAACCAGCGGUAAAAUGGCCAUCCCGGUGUUGUGGCAGUUCUUUAAGCUUUACCCAUCAGCGGAGGAGACCAGGGGGGCAGAGUGGAAGCCCCUGUCUGUGCUGCUGAGGUCUUUGGGCCUGUAUGAACUGCGAGCCAAAAUCAUCAUCAGGUUCUCUGAUGAAUACCUGACCAAGCAGUGGCGCUACCCUAUAGAGCUGCAUGGGAUUGGGAAGUACGGCAAUGACUCCUACAGGAUCUUCUGUGUAGAGGAGUGGAGACAGGUUGAACCCCAGGACCACAUGCUGAACAAGUACCAUGCUUGGCUGUGGGAGAACCACGAGAGGUUGGGAAUCUGAACCAUGACGAACUGCAAUGUCACAACAUGUUUUAUCAGUGGAAGAAUGUUCUAGUUCUUAAAUCAUUAGGCUUAUAACCUGACAUAUUGGUAUCUCUCUUGGACAACAAUUGUUACUCAACGUGAUUGUAUUAAAGAAAUUGUUUUAUCAUGUUUUCAAAAGCC
Salvelinus fontinalis (brook trout) is the source of this 2220-nucleotide messenger RNA. RefSeq names its product methyl-CpG-binding domain protein 4-like. Lineage: Eukaryota; Metazoa; Chordata; Actinopteri; Salmoniformes; Salmonidae. Gene Ontology annotation, cellular component: nucleus. The record is from RefSeq and is a predicted model, not a curated record. Gene Ontology annotation, molecular function: pyrimidine-specific mismatch base pair DNA N-glycosylase activity; DNA binding. The transcript is spliced from 8 exons. The coding region runs from base 506 to 2056 and encodes 516 amino acids. Gene Ontology annotation, biological process: DNA repair.